Nezara viridula (southern green stink bug) is the source of this 1225-nucleotide messenger RNA. The record is from the annotation of a GenBank genome assembly. Lineage: Eukaryota; Metazoa; Arthropoda; Insecta; Hemiptera; Pentatomidae.
UGUAAGACAGAGGGAAGAUAGACAAAUGCAGGUUAGGUGCACCGUCCAGGAUUGUGUAUUUUUCUUUAAUAAUUGAAUUAAUACAUACCUACAGAAAUGGGAAUCCUCGAUAAAAUAUCGGAGAUAGAAAAAGAAAUAGCUCGUACUCAAAAAAAUAAAGCGACUGAGUACCAUCUAGGAGUAUUAAAAGCUAAAUUAGCCAAGUAUAGAGCCCAGUUACUUGAACCAUCUAAAAAAGGUGAAAAAGGAGAAGGAUUUGAUGUCCUGAAGUCAGGAGAUGCUAGAGUCGCAUUGAUAGGUUUUCCUUCUGUUGGCAAGUCUACACUUUUGAGUACAUUGACAUCAACUCACAGUGAAGCUGCUUCAUAUGAGUUUACAACAUUGACAUGUAUACCUGGAGUCGUGGAAUACAAAGGUGCUAACAUUCAGUUAUUGGACCUUCCUGGAAUUAUUGAAGGUGCAUCACAAGGAAAAGGUCGAGGUCGACAGGUAAUAGCGGUUGCUAGAACAGCAGAUGUUGUCUUGAUGAUGUUAGAUGCAACAAAACAAGAUGUGCAGAGACUAUUACUGGAAAAAGAGUUGGAAUCUGUUGGUAUUAGGUUAAAUAAACAGAAACCUAACAUUUAUUUUAAGGUUAAAAAGGGUGGAGGUAUUGCAUUCAAUUCAACUUGUCCACUUACCAGAGUUGAUGAAAAGCUCGUUCAAAUGAUACUUCAUGAAUAUAAAAUAUUCAAUGCAGAAGUAUUAUUCAGAGAAGACUGUACUGCGGAUGAACUGAUUGAUGUAAUAUCAGCUAAUAGAGUGUACCUUCCCUGCCUUUAUGUUUAUAAUAAAAUCGAUCAAAUUUCUAUGGAAGAAGUUGAUAGGAUAGCAAGGCAGCCUCAUAGUGUUGUUGUCAGUUGUAACAUGAAACUCAAUUUAGAUUACUUAUUAGAAAGAUUAUGGGAAUAUUUAGCUCUUAUUAGAGUUUACACGAAGAAACCGGGUCAACCUCCUGAUUUUGAUGAUGGUCUUAUUUUAAGGAAAGGUGUAACUGUAGAGCAUGUAUGUCAUGCUAUCCACCGAUCAUUAGCUGAGACUUUUAAAUAUGCUCUUGUUUGGGGCACAAGCACUAAAUAUUCUCCACAGCGUGUUGGUCUUCAGCAUAUUAUGCAUGAUGAAGAUGUUAUUCAAGUUAUUAAAAAAUAACUAUUUAUUAAAAUACAUUAUUUUAUAUGAGGGAUUU